Messenger RNA from Hypanus sabinus (Atlantic stingray), 13472 nucleotides. RefSeq names its product leucine zipper putative tumor suppressor 3. The record is from RefSeq and is a predicted model, not a curated record. Gene Ontology annotation, cellular component: dendritic spine. The coding region runs from base 1313 to 3307 and encodes 664 amino acids. Gene Ontology annotation, biological process: regulation of dendritic spine morphogenesis. The transcript has 5 exons. Lineage: Eukaryota; Metazoa; Chordata; Chondrichthyes; Myliobatiformes; Dasyatidae.
GUACUUGGAUAAUAUACCUGUUUUUCACUUUGCACAAGGUAGGCCUGUUUCCAUGCUGUAGUCUUUACUUCCCGAGGGAUACAACAGAGUAACAGGCCCGAGUUGGUGCCACACAUUCAUAUCCAUGUGACCUAUUAACCUCGUAACCCGUACGUCUUUGGGAUGUGGGAGGAAACCCGAGUACCCGGAGGAAACACACAGGGAGAAUGUACAAACUCCUUACAGAGAGUGGCAGGAAUUGAUCACCGCUAGCGUGCUCCACCAUAAUAGCAGAGAAAUUAAAAUCAACUGGCUAAAAUUAGGGCGGAGGGACUUGGGAGGGAUAAGGAAGGUCGAUGGAAAGAUUUGGAAAGGUUUGGUCCCCUCCCCCUUCGUUCCACCCAGAAUAACUCUGUUGGCCAAAUCUUUGACCUGCUGCCCGUUCUCUGCCUUUCGGAACCUCGCUAUGCUUUGUGAGAUCACCUUCUUCGCAAACCCGGGUCUCUCAGUGACUGGUGUGUUCUCUGCUGGAUUGGCCCACUCUAAAAUAAGAUUCCCUUUUCAACCCACCGCGCUGCAUUAGACGUGGGCCGUCAGCUUGCUGGCCGUAGCCACCUUGUCACAUAUCACACCCUUCCUUUUCACCUACAUUUAUCAUGGCAGCCUGCGAGACAACGAUAAGCGUAACAGUUCCAACUGCAAUGCCUUAGAAGGACAGCGCAAGUUAGCGCGAGCAAACUGUACUUGGAUUAAUGACAGGAGCUGCCAAACGAGAGAAGAGGUUGGAUUUUACAGAAAUGUUACAAUUAUUUCUCCUCUCUUCAUCGACCAACCUAGGGUCAAAGUAGAUCGCUGCCACAUUGCCUUGGCUCGGGGACGUGCGAGAGGCAAGUCCGGACUGUAAAAUCAGCAUUGCACUCGGGGAAGGGAGCAGCACUGGUCACGGACGCUGAGUGAAGGUGCGGGGCUGCUUUGCCAUCGAGGGAUGACGGCUUGCCGGAGCUGAUAGGCUGGCGCAAGGCUGGAGGCAGGACCUAGGCUGCUACCACGCGAAUGUCCACACUUGACAAUUCGCCACCAACAGCACAGCCGGAGGAACCCGCAAGAAGCUCCCUCCUCCUCGGGAGGGGUUUUCUUUGAGAGACUCUUGACCUGAUCGCAAGCGAACAACUUUGCUCUCACCGCAGGAUGUACCUCAACGAACGCAUUGAAAUGUUGGGAUCAGGUUGGCUCCUCAGAGAUCUUAACACCCAGGAACUUGAAAUUGCUCACUGUCUCCACUUCUGAUCCCUCUGGACGCCAGCUGACGUGGCUCCACGGCUGUUGAGCCAACAUGGCCAAACUUCAGAUGCUUUCGACGGCCAGUGAGCCUGCUUACCACGGCUGCCAGACCUACCCGUUGUUUGCUCCCAGGACCGCCGAUCCGGGCUACUCCCAGGGCACAAUGGGGAGCGUUGGCAGCGGUGUCGCCAACGAGCAGGAGUUUGCGAUGAAAAGCAUGAACAGCAACAACCGACCAGGCCUCAUCCAGAACAGCAGCCGUCAGCAAGAUGGGCUGCGGAAUGGUUACGCUUCCCGGGAACUCUCAAAACGCUUCUCGUCUGAGGAGAAAUGCUUUAAUUCCGAGAACAUGACAAAUUCCUUGUAUAUCAAUGGGGACCAUCGUAUAGGAACCAGAACUAAAACUGACAUGACAAACAACAAUGAGAAGAAUACGCCUCCACAGUACAAAGAGCCAAGCAAUCCUCCAAAGAUACUCCCCAUCUCCGGCAAACUAGAGCAGACCAGCGAGGCAUUGAUUAGGCCUUCAGCUUUCAAGCCUGUUGUUCCCAAAAACUUCCACUCCAUGCAGAACCUCUGCCCGCCGCAAACCAAUGGGAUAUCAGACAGCAGGAAAAGCCUUAAUACUCAUCACAACAGCAGCAGCAGUCCUUCCGGGGGCAGAGUUGGAAUAGACAAGGCAGGCCACAGCAGGACUAUAAACCACUCUGGAGGGAUGUCGGAUUCUGGCCGCAACUCGCUGACCAGCCUGCCGACGUAUGGCUCAGGGUACAGCCAGCACAUUGGCCCGCUGAGCGCCUCCACCAGCCACAUCAACCGUCUCGGAACGUCGUACGGGGAGAGGGGCGUGCUGGGGUACAAUGGGAUCUCAACCUCGGACAGCGGUCGCUCCUCCAGCAAAAGUGUGUCCUCCUUCAACAAGCUCAACCACGCACACGAGGCCCUCACCUACCACUCGCCGUCCAGCGACGACAUCAUUCAGGACCUUGAAGACCGGCUGUGGGAGAAGGAGCAGGAAGUCCUGCAGAUGAGGAGGAGCCUCGACAAGAACGAAGCGGCCAUCGUGCAGGUCUUCGAGGAGAAGCAGAAGAUGUGGGAGCGCGAGAUGGAUGACCUGAAGCAAAACUAUGCAAACAAGUUGCAGCAGGUGUCGAAGAAGGCACAGCGAUCGCAGCAAGCCCUGCAGCUUCAGAUCUUCAAAUUGCAACAGGAGAAGAAGAAGCUGCAGGAAGAUGUCGGACAGCUCCUGCAGCAGCGGGAAGAGCUGGAGAAGAAAUGCCUGACCUUUAAAAAAGAGCAGUCCGAGCUGCUGCCCAGACUUGAGGAGACCAAAUGGGAGGUAUGUCAGAAGGCGGGUGAAAUCUCCUUAAUGAAGCAGCAGAUGAAAGACUCACAGGCCGAUGUGGCCCAGAAGCUGAACGAGAUGGUGGUAUUAAGGACACAGCUAAAGGAGUUGACAUCAGCACUGCGGGCCAAGGAGGAGCAGAUCCUCGAGCUGAAGGACUCCUUCAGUGCCAAGGGCAUCGAGCUGGAAGUGUGCGAGAACGAGCUGCAGAGGAAAGCCAGUGAGGCCCAGCUCCUGAGGGAGAAGCUAGGCCAGAAUGAGGUAGAGCUCUCGGGCUUGAAGCAAGCCCUGGCCAGUGCGGGCCAGCCGACAGGGUGCAGUGAGGAGGCGCCAGAGGAGGAGAGGGACGAGCAAACCUGCGAGAGUGACGAGGCCAAGAUGCAGCGGCAGAACGAGGACACAGUGAAGGCCCUGAGGAAGCAGGUCGAGCGGCUGCAGGGAGAGCUGAGGCUGGAGCGGCAGCAGCAUGAGCAGCAGCUCUCCCACUUCGAGGAGGAGAGGCAAACCUGGCAGGAGGAGAAGGACAAAGUCAUCAAGUAUCAGAAGCAGCUGCAAUUGAACUAUGUGGAGAUGUACCAGAAGAACCAAGCACUGGAGAGCAAACUUAAUGAGAUAAACACAACGGUCAACUCCCCCACAGCCGAUGACAUGAAGCAAUGGACACCAUCUCGUCUGGAAAGGAUUGAAUCCACAGAGAUCUAACCUGCGACACUUCCAUUAACGUAUCACUGAGACCAUUUUCAUGGAUCUCUGAAGCCACUUACCUGUAACGUUCAUCUUCUCACUUUAUAUUACAGUCUGUUUUUGACUUGUAUAAAGUUUGACCCCUUUACUUUCAAAACUGUGUGAGGACAAAAUUAGUCCUGUUCCACCAACCCUAGCACAUACUCUCACCCUGAAGGUCAAAUAACAAGCAACAGACAAUCUGCUGGAAGAACUCAGCGUAUGAAUCCUGACGGAGGGUUUUUGACCUCACAUUCCUCUUCCCCCACCCCCCCCCCCCCCACCAGAGAUGACCAGGGGAAUUCCUCUAAUCAGCAGAUUGUUUGUUGCUCUGGAUUUGAGCAGCGUCUACAGUCUCUUGCGUCUCUAGGUAAGGUAACAUGCUUGCCCUGUUUCUACCCCUUCAGCAGAGAGGGGUUGGGUGACUUGUUUACCAGUGUAUGCAAUGCAGUCAAUACCUCAGUCAGACUGUAGGCAUGUUGAUCACUGCUCUCAAGCCCCUGAUCUUCGGGAAGUUGAUUACUAUUGAACAAAAUACUCCACACCAUGUGAGUCUGAAAUCAAAGCAGAAAAUACGACAAGGCUGGCAGCAUUAUUUUGCAUGUGUUUUCCCAUUUCCCUCCCACAGCCUUCCCUUUUGCUUUUUCUUUUCUCUCCACCCACACUUCCUUUUCCUACGCACGGUGGCAUAGCAGUUAGCGUGACGCUAUUGCAGCACCAGUUGUAAGAUCAGGGCUCAACUUCCACCGUACUCUGUAAGGAGUUUGUACGUUUUCCCCCUGACCGUGUAGGGGUUCAAUGGGUGCUCCAGUUUCCUCCAACACUCCAAAGUCUUAUGGGUUAUGGUUAGUGAGUUGUGGGCAUGCUAUGUGGUGACACUUGUCCUGCACAAUCUUCGCUGAUUUGAUUUGGCGCAAAAGUCGCAUUUCACUGUAUGUUUUGAUGUACAUGUGACAAAUAAAGCCAAUCUUUCCUAUUGCACACACUAAAAUACAGAAGCUUCCAGUUCAGAUGAAGUCCUAUCACUGAAGCAUUAAUUCAGUUUCCCUCUCCACAGAUGCCGCCUGACCUGCUGAGUAUUUUGUUUUAUUUAGAGGUACAGGAUGGCCCUUUGAGCCGUGCUGCCCAGCAACCCCUGAUUUAACUCUAACCUAAACACAGGACAAUGUACAACGACCAAUUAACCAACUAACUGGUACGUCUUCGGACUGUGGAGGAAACUGGAGCACCUGUUGGAAGCCCACACAUUCCAUGGAGAGAACGUACAAACUCCUUUCAGAGAUCACCGGGAUUGGACUCCAAACUCCAAGGCCCUGAAAUGCAAUAGCAUCAUGCUAUCCUCUACAUUACCAUGGUCGUGUUGCCCGUGUAGAUGAAAUCAUCUGCAAUUAUGUAUUCCUGUCCCACGAGUGUCCCUCUCCCAAUAGCAUUUAACAACCCUGAAUCAAACGUGAUCUCAUUUUAAGUUGUUCUGUGUUUUUAUUUUGUCGUCACAUCCUCCUUGAAACCCCUCUUCCCUACCCAACCCCUCUCUUCAGUCUCUGCCACCUACCUAACAAUGUCUUGAGGGGCUUGGAGUUCUGGAAACAAGAACAAAUUCUGUUAAGCAAGAGUAUAAGAGACAUUUUACCAAUCCAGCCAAUUGAAGUUAUGCUCUAAAUCAGCCCUGAUUUAAUUAAAUAGUGGAGCGGAAUUGAGGUGCUCAAGAUCAGUAAAAGAAAGGACAAGCUAACUGUCGGUGAAAUUGUCUAUCCUAACCAUGUUCUGUGCAAAUCACUGGAGUACAUUAGCUUCCUGUACAAUCUCCCUUUAUGUAAGGAUGGCACAGAGUGUUCACAAAACCAGAUACAAGGCAUAAUCAGGCAAGGAAAUGACAUAGGCAGCACUAUUUCCUUCUCUCUCCUGCAUAUCCAUCAGCAUUCCUUAUCCCUGUUCCAUUUUGUGUGGUAUCUGUUACAUGUUAAUCCCAGGUGGAAAGCUGGAACGGGGUCCAAGCAGCUCUACGGUGUUCAUGUCACCCACAUGCCACCACUGCUUGACACUGGGGGGCACAGCUGCAAAUGCACUUGUGAACUAUCUGUUUUUAUCUCCCAUUCCUUCCAUGUUUUAAAAAUAAUCACCUCCCAAAUUUUCCUAUCCCACUUACCGAGCUGCCUGGGACACAUCCUGUUGUCCCAGUUGUGACCCCCUUCUCCUGGCUGCCAUCUUAAAUUUUACAUGGAGUUAGAGGCAUUUUCUCAGCUUGACAGAAUAAAACCCUGCAAACCUGCACAUCCCUUGGCCUUGUAAAAUUCCUUUAUCUUCUUUGUUCCCAGGUAAUUGGAUUCAUGAACCCUGCCACAGUGAAUGUACUUUGCAUGAGUUUCUUUGGUGUUAAUGCAUUCCCUGACAUCUUUCCCCUCCAUUCCCUGUCGUCUUUCCCCUCCAUUCCCUGACAUCUUUACCCUGCUCCAACCCUAAGAUUUGUUCACCUACAUUUACAAGAGAUUUAUCAAUCCCUUGUAUUUGAAUGGCAUCCCAGUUUUUUUUCCUGGAGAAAGUGUGUCUGACUCCUAACAUCUGGAAUUAUCCAUUUAUUAAUUGCGAUAUCCUUUAGAACAUAGAGUAUUACAGCACAGUACAGGCCCUUUAGCCCAUGAUAUUGUGCUGGCCUUUUAACCUGCUCUAAGAUCAAUCUAACUCCUACAUCGGCCUCUAUUUUUCUAUCAUCCAUAUGCCUAUCCAAGAGUCUGUUAAAUGUCCCUAAUAUAUCUGUCUCAGCCAUCACCCCCUGGCAAGGUGUUACAUGCACCCAUUGCAGUCUGUGUUUUAAAAAAAAUACCUCUGAGAUGCCCUUAUGCUUUCCUCCAGUCACCUUAAAAUUAUGCCCCCUUGUGUUAGCCAUUUGCUCAUCUUAUUUUACAUUUAGUUUCCCAUAUGUACACAGCAAGAUGUGUCUCUCUCUAUUUGUCCUUUAGAAUUGUUUCUUUCACAUCAGAAGUAAAUGCAUUCAAUGACUUGACACAGUGGUACAUCUGAUUACUUGCUGAGCAGCUGAUGCACGAGGAAUUUAACACCAGGUGACGUCCUUCCAGUGGCAACCUGACUGCAUCACCGUUUCCAAUUGUGGAAAUCCAACAGAGUCGCUUUGCAAUCAAAUAGAAUCCACAAACCUGGCUGUCUUGGCAUUUUUUAAAAAUUUGUCUUCAUUACCAUAGUGAUAAAAGAGAAUGUGCAAGAUUAAGGAGAAUCAUAUAUUAUUAAAUAAAGUCAAACAGCACAGAAGGAGGCCAUUUGGCCAUUAUACUAAAAGAGGUGACAGGGAAGGAAAGAUGAUUGUAAUUCAGUAAUUCAAGUCUUUGUCAAUAUUAUUGUAUCAUCCAGGGAAACAAAUGUCUCCUCUGUCCCUCUAAUUUAAGAGGUGUUUCCCACUGUUUAAGUCUUCAGAGAAUUACUGGUAAUCUACUUGUUGUAACACCGCUCGAAAGAGGAGUUAUCCAGUAAUUUGUCUAUUGGUAAAUGUUGGGUAGCGCGUGUAUAGUUCUAUGUAAAUAUGUAUGCCUGUGCCGUGUGUAAAGGUAGACAUUAUCCUUCCUGAGGUUACACACUGUGGUUUUUAAAGCUUUCCUAAGCAAUUAGACAAUGCAUUUCUUAUUUGCUGCACAGCUUUCUUUGGAAAGAUAAUGAUCUCCAAGAGAUCUUUAUCUUUCCAAAACAUCACGCAAUUGAAAAUAGAUUGAACCUCGAAGCAGUAAACUCCCAUCUGAAAAUCCAUGACGAAAAGUUAAUUUCAUGCUCCCUGUUUUCUCAGCAGUCCUUCAUGUGUCUAAACCUUGACCAAACCUUGCUGGAGAGGAGGGAUUGCCUUUAAAGUGGAUGAUUCCACGUCAGAAAUGGCUGCAGAGGCUUUGGUGAACAGACUGAACGUAGAACAUUACAGCCCAAUACAGGCUCUUCAGCCAACUUUUAACCUACUCUAAGAUUAAAAUAACUCCCCCUCCUGCAUAGUCCUCCUUUCUCCUAUCAUCUAUAUGCCUACCAAGAGUUUCUUAAAUGCCCCUCAUGAUUUUGCAUGAGUGACAUUUCAUAAGACAGUCAUCCAGCUUGUUAACCAUAGGCUGCUCCAUCAGUAGAUUUCACCCUAAAGCUGAACAGAUUUGUAAUUUGCACCCGGAUAACUCGAAUAUUCAGGAAACUAAAAAGUGCAAUUCUAUUUUAAUUCCUUGAGAACCCAGUUUUACCUCCAGUCAGUCUCUAUACUGAUGGUGAAGUCCCAUUAAGUUGAAGCAACUCUUGUAUUUAGAUCCCCUUGCAAUAAAUACUAGUGAUUCAUGUAUUUUCUUCAUUGCUUGUUGUAAUCUGUGUAGGCUACCUAAAUCUCUCUACUUAUCAAGUUAUAAUCCUGAAAUAUAAUUUGUUUUUUUUUUAUUUCUGCCUAAUGCUACACUUUACUGCAUUAUACACCAUCUGGCAUCUGGCUGGAUAUCUUGGGCUUCUACUUUCAUAUCUUUAACCCAGUUGCACGUACAACCAAUCUCUGCAAUCUCUGCUUGAGGUGCAGAGUUGAAAGAGAAGGUAUUGGUGGUUCUGGAGGUGGUGGGUAAUGGUAAGGUGUAGAAUCACACAGGAUAUAAAAAAGCCCUUUGGCCCAGUGUGUUAAUGCUAACCAUCCUACACUGACUGCAUUUUACUCUCUUCCACAUUCUCGUCAGCUCCCUCAAGAUUCAAUCACUCACCACACACACAGGAAGUGAUCAGUUAGCUACCAUCCCAAGCCGCAGGACAUUAUACAUUCUGAAGCUGGCAUCUCUGGUUCGAUCCCUUCAGCAUAAGGUUGAGUAGCCACACUGAAAAGUGAGGGGAAGAGUAUGGGAGGCUUUGAUUGCUGAACCUCGACUUGCAGCUAACAUGGUGACUGUCUGCCGUUGAAUGUAAAGGGCUGCACCUGAGCUUUAAUGGCCUGGUGAGUAAGGGAGUGAAUAGGCUGGAUGUAUGCUGCUCGAUUCGUCUGGUUGACAAGAGUGUUUGUUUAGCCAGCGUACCCAUACUCUUCCCCGGAUAGGCUGAGGAGGGGCUUUCCAAGCAUACCUUCUGAGGCUGACUGAUCACCAGAGUCCUAAAACACACCAAGAAUCCCUCGGGAAUCUUGAUUUAACUUUGAAUCAUUAAUUUGUGGGUUAAUACAAAAUCACCAUCAAUAAAAGAUUGUCUGGACCAUGUUUAGUGUGAAAUAUAAUUAAAUCCUUGUUAUGAAAAAUGCAGAAUUCCAGCACCAAUAGUGAUUUGCUUUGGUUAAAUCCUCUGGUUUUCUGUUUGGUCGCUGAACUCCUCCUUAUCAAUUGUAGGGUCUCUGCUUCCUCCUCACUGCUCACCUCCCUGCUUUGUACUGUCAGCCCCUCACCCAAGUACUGAUGGAGGGUUAUAACUAACUGAGAUCCAUGUGCUUACCCUUGCAUCACCUCAAUGCGGCCAGUUCUCCUGAUAUUAGUCUGAUACCCCCUACCCUGUCUCGUUAACCAAUCCCCAGUUUCAGCAAGAAGCUCAAUAUUUUAGCUGACAGUUCAUUCCUGUGUACCUAUAGUAUGAAGUUUGAUAAUGGGUUUGCAACACAUGAAUUAGGAUGGAUAUGCCCCUUGAAUCCUUGAGUCUGGUGCACCAUUUAAUAUGGUCAAAGUUCAAAGUAAAUUUAUUGUCGAAGUGCAUCUCUGACCAUAUGCAACCCUGAGAUUUAUUUGCAUGUGGGCACACUCAAUAAAUCCAUUAUAGAACAAUAACCAUUACAUAAUGAAUUAAAGACUGCACCAUCUUGGACGUGCAAAAGACAACAAACUCUGCAAAUACAAAAAGAGAUAAUAAACAAACAAACAAAUAAAUAAGCAAACAAGCAAUAAAUAUCGAGAACAUGAGAUGAAGAGUCCCUGAAAGUGAGUCCAUAGUCCACAGACUAUCGCUGAUUUCAGAAUUAGAAUCACAUUUAAUAUCACUGAUAUAUAUCAUGAAAUUUGUUGUUUUGCAGCAGCAGUGAAGUGCAGUAUAUGAGAUACACUAUAAAUUACAAUUACAAUUAGAAGCCUAUAAAUAUACUGUAAAAAUUAGUACGUGAUGUAACAAUAGUGAGGUAGUUUUCAUGGAUUCAUUGUCCAUCAGAAAUCUGGUGGUGGAUGGGAAGAAGCUGCUCCUAAAGCACUUUAGGCUCCUGUACCUCUUCUCUCAUGACAGAACUGAGAAGAGGGCAUGUCCUGGGUGGUGGUGGUUCUUAGUGAUGGAUGGCACCUUUUUGAGGCAUCACCUGUUGAAGAUCUCCUUGAUGGUGGGAAGGUUGGUGGGUUUACAACUUCCUGUAGCAUUUGCUGAUCCUGUGCAGUUGUUCCCCCCCCACCCCCCAUACCAGUCUUGAUUGUAAUCUCAACCCCACAUUCCCACUACUUGUGGUAUCAUAUACCACUUAAUUCUCAAGCUUCUAUCUCCCCCUAUCUUUAAAACAUUCCACUCCCCCUCUGAGAAAGAGUUCCACAGACCCUCAAAGCACCUUGCCUCAUCUAUUUCAUAAAUGGCUGACCCUAGCUCUAGAUUCACCCACCCACAAGAGAAGACAUUCUCCUCACAUCCAUCUUGUCAAAGCUCAACAGGGUCUGCUGAGUGAACUCCAGCAGAGUCAGGCUCCGUGAUUUCCAAAUCUACUUAAGGCUGUGUGCGCAGCCAUAUUACCGCUUCAUCACCUAAAAAUGUUGCUGAUUUAUCCUUUAAGAAACCAAGCACUGGAGAAGAAAUGGAAAGCUUGUGCAGCAGCAAGUGUAUUUCUGUUUGUUCUUGGUGCUCUCUCUACUAUAGAGCAUGUAAAGUUACCUUUGGCUGUGUUUUUUCAUGAUGCUAGACACAAAAAGCAACAUUCAAGACCCUCUCCCCGAUGCAUUUGCUCAAUAAUUAGAAACCCAAAUAUCUUGUGCUCAGGUGUCCGUGCCAUUAAGAUAUCCUUACCAACUUCCUCCAGGAAGAUUGUCUUUGUCAGAGAAUUGGUUGUGCAUGCACAUGGCUAAGUUGAUGCAAAAUAGUUGAAAUCUGAUGCCAAUAAUAAACUGGAUGCCGACUGACCCAUAAGGCCACCUUCUUAUUGGCUACCUCCAAGGAUUGCACUAUGGCAAUGCCAGUGCUGGAUUGGCAUAUGCCCUCUCAGAGGGGAGUAUGGUUGUAACAAUCAUCCGUACACCACAUCCAGGGAAGUAAUUGAAAUAUAGCAAUAAACAAAAAAUGGUAUGUGGUAAAAGCACUUUUUCAAUGGCAGGCAAUGUCUACUUUUACAGUAAGUCCUCAACGUAGAUUCAUAAUGUUCUGUAAUUUGCCAUUUUGUCCAGGAUUGACUAUUGUACAAUUGUGUUUAGAAGGAUCUGUAUGAGGAUCAAUGAGCUGUGGUGUCUAGUGAUAAACUAUCCCCUUGGGAUGCUGAUUCUUCUCAGCCAACAUUCCUCACUGUGCAGGGGUACCCAAAUUGGGGCCCAUCAACCCCUUGGGUUAUGGUAGGGGUCAAUGGCAUAAAAAAGGUUGGGAACCCCUGCUCCAGUGGGUAAUGACUUUUAGGAGAUGAGCUCAGAUCACAUGCAACAAAAAUAGAAGUAAAAUUGUUUGUCAGGAACUGGUUAAAAAAAAAUUAGUUUUCAGAAAUGUCAUCACCAAUUUUAUUUUGUCACAAGUUGAUAAGAACACUGAAACUCAGGAGAGAUAUUUGAAACAUGUUGAAUCUGGUUAGAAAACUAAAGCCCAAAAGCACAAGCAAGUGCAGCCCAGUGCAAUGGUGCUCCAAUCUGCUGCAUCAGUGAAUGGAUUGUACCAAUGUUAAUCAUGUCAAUUGCUUUGUUUAUUACCAGGUAUUGACUGACAAGCUUUAUGACUUAGGUGCACACUUUCAGAACGAAGCAAUUAUGGCCUAUCAUGCUGUGCUAGUUCUUUAAAAGAACUAUUUGACUGAACCCCUGGAUUCCAAUGCGUAGAAACUGGAAAUUGCACCCUCUUCUUUUAAAGCAAAAAUCAUGCAUACAAGCACAUUUUAACGUGAUGUAGCAAUUCCCUAUGAAAAUGGUGAAACUGAGAAUGAGGUCCAUUCAUCUUUGUGAAGCUAGUGGUUUUCCACCAUCAUUCCAAAACACAGUGAGGUUCCUGAAGUUGGAGCGAUAUUAUGUGAACUAUAACCUUUGAUUUCAACCCUCAAAGGAGGUAGGGCCCCCAUUGGAGCAUCCGGUUUGGCUGUCUUUAUUUGCCAACCCGAGUUUAUAGUACUCUGCUGACACAUCACUGCCAGAUCUCUGGGUUUAGGAAAGUUACUCACAGCACAGGUAUGUUUUGUACUCUGCACAGAGUCGUGAGUGCUCUGGUGCCAAUCAGAACAUGGGACUCGAUCUGUGCCCCAAUCACAGAUGAGGCAGUGAGUACACACUCAAAAGGCACAUGCUCUGCUUGUAAAUUCCACCCCUCUUCCCACAACCCUGUGGUGGCCUUUUAGACUACUACAUCUAGCACAGAGGCUAAGACUCAAUUUCCAGCAGCAAAGACACAGUAGUUGCAAUCACAGUCAGGCAGUUACCAUUGCAAGGUGCACAUGUUUUAAUGGACCAAUCAGUAAAAACAACAGUACUAAUUUUUAAAAGCUAAAUUUUAGUUUUCCAAUUGUUCUGGAGGGGAUUUCAAUUACUUCUUCCCCAUGCCAUCAGCUCCUGUUUAUUAAGGGUAGAUUCCAACUUCUAAGCAAAGCAUUAAAUGACAGUGACAGACUACAGAGAAUAGAAUGGUCUUCCCUGGAAUUUAUAAUCCCAGUUUGAUGUUUUCUGACUAGUAAGUGGAUCCACGGGUGAUAAAUUAUCUCUGCUGAUUCAUCAUCAUUGUUAUGGGUUGUGUCUUAUGACGUGGGUGAUCAUGGUCUCCCAAUGACCAUGACCAUUGGCAAUUUUUUCUAUAGAAGUGAUUUGCCAUUGCCUUCUUCUGGAUAGUAUCUUUACAAGAUGAGUAACCCCAACCUUAUCAAUACUUCAGAAAUUGUCUGCCUGGCGUCAGGGGUUGCAUAUGAACCAGCUGCUCAUAUGACCAUCCACCACCUGUUCCCUUGGGUUGACAUGACCCUGAUUGGGGUGGGUUAAGCAGAUGCUAUGCCUUGUCUGAGGGUGACCUGCAGGCCAGCAGAGGGAAGGAGUGCUAUGCAUCUCCUUUGGUAGAGACGGAUCUCCACCUUGCCCCCCAAUUCUGCUGAUUAGGCAAUUCUGGCAGGAAUAACCUAAAAAUUAGAACCACGUCUUCCAAGCGUAAAGUGUUUCUACAUCAGGAGCUGGUGGAAAGUUGGAAGCCUCUCCUAAUGCUUUAAAUCUGAAAUUGAUAGAUUUUUGUUAACCUAAAGUAUUAGGGGAUGUAAGGAAAAGGCAAAUAUAUGCAGUUAGAUUUCAUAAUAGUUAUAAUCACAAAGAUUGGCAGGACAAGGCUCAAGGGGCUACCUGCUAGCCUCCAGUUCUAAUGUUCCCAUUGAGUCUCAUUCCACCUUUCUUUGGGUUGAUUGACCUUUCAAAAAUUACAGUUGAAAGUCUUCCAGAGUCCUUUCAGGUAAGACAUUUCAGAUUGUAAUCAUUCUAUAUAAAAACAGUAACACUUUUGAGUUUGUUAAAUUAGUUUCGGUUAACAGUCCUACCACUAGUUAACAAUUCACACAUAAUUAGGGAAUGUAAGGAGCAUCACGCCAAACCAAUUCCUUUGCACCUCUGAAUAUUGGUCAAGGGAUGAAAGUAAAACAUAAGGUUUUGCAGAUUGUUUUUCAGAAGGAAAAGGGUAAAAGUUACUCUCCAGGUGCAACAAAAAAUUACUCUCACCAAUAAAAAAUGUAGUAAAAGAUGGCUGAAAUGUUUCUAGUUCUUGCCCUCCUGUCUUGAAGGAGCCACAUAUCAUUCAACUGGACCUAAGCAUUGGAACAUAAUGUUUUCAAAAGAGAUUUCAAAAAUUCCUCCUGAAUUUCUGUUACACACUGACUCAAUUCAUCUUUGUAUGUGGUCAGAAGCUACUUUAAAAUGUUUUAAUUUCUGAAUAUCAACUAUUCUAUACAAAAUAUUAAAUUAAUGUUUUGUUUCUUUUGUAACAUAAAAUACUCUUGUUUAUGGCUCAUAAAUUAAAAGAAAAUAAACAUGAUUAUAUAACA